CUCCAACACACAGUUGCAUUAACAACGCCCACUGUUCUGGGAUUACCUCCACUCAGUUAUGCAAUACUAAAGCACGAUCUGGACUUGGAACCAGACUGAACAAACCCUCAUUUCAUCAGAGAGAGGAAGAGAGGCAACAUAAGAAGGGAGCAAUGAAUGUCCUAAAACCUUCAUGGAGUCUUCUGCUGCUAUCCGUACUCCUCUCCACCGACCUUCCCUCUGCUCUGGCCGGCAAGGUCCUUGUUUUUCCUGUGGAUGGCAGCCACUGGGUCAACAUGAAUAUACUGAUUGAGGACCUUCACUCCAGCGGUCACGAGGUCACCGUGGUACGAACUGCCAGCAGCUGGUACAUCAAGGAGCAUUCACCGCACUACAAAGCCAUAACGGUGACCCUACCGGAGCCAAUAAACAUUGAGAAACAAGAUUUCUUUAUCUCGUUCCUGAGUGAAAUUCUCGAGAUACAAAGACAUGGAGGAUCGCCGCUUGCGUUCGUUCAGUUCUAUUGGCAGAUGCUGAAGAAUCUCUACGGCAUUCAUUGGCAAGCAAGUCAGCUGGUUGUGGAGAUGUUCGAAAACCCGGUGUUGAUGAAACAGCUCUAUGAGGGACAUUACGACUUGGUUCUGAUUGAUCCGGGUCUGCCUGCAGGUGUGCUGGUGGCUCAUAAACUCAAAUUACCAAUGGUGUACAAUGUGAGAUGGAUCACCAGUGGAGAAGGGCACUUUGUUGUCGCGCCUUCUCCAGUUUCAUAUGUCCCAGCAGCGGGAAGCCACUUGUCAAACCGCAUGUCAUUUGGAGAAAGGCUCAAGAACAUCUUCCAUUAUGUGCUAAACAUGUGCAUAGACCAUUUUAUUGUGAGACCAGAAUAUGACAAACUGGUUGCACGCUACUUUGGACCCGAAACCGAUUUCUACCACUUGCUGCAAGGCGCAGAUAUUUGGCUCAUGCGAUCAGAUUUCGUCUUCGAGUUCCCACGUCCAACAAUGCCAAACGUUGUCUACAUUGGAGGCUUCCAAUGCAAACCCUCCAAGCCUUUACCUCCAGACCUGGAGGAGUUUGUGCAAGGUUCAGGAGAACACGGGGUGGUUGUGAUGUCGCUUGGGACGCUCGUGAAAGGUCUUCCAAGUGAAAUCACGUCUGAAAUCGCUGCAGGUUUUGCUCAGCUGCCUCAGCGAGUCAUCUGGAGGCACUUAGGAGAGCGUCCUCAUAAUUUGGGCAAUAACACUCUUCUGGUUAAGUGGCUCCCUCAGAACGAUCUGCUCGGUCACCCUAAAACACGUGCAUUUGUCGCUCACGGUGGAGCGAAUGGCAUUUAUGAGUCCAUCUACCAUGGCGUUCCAGUGGUUGGGAUUCCCUUGCUUUUUGACCAAUCUGAGAAUAUGUUGCGUCUCAAGAUACGAGGUGCUGCUAAGGUUCUUGACGUCACCAAACUGGACAGCCAGAGCUUUUUGCCGGCAGUGCAGGAGGUUUUACAUCAGCCCUCGUACAGGGACAACAUGCAACGGCUGUCUAGGCUACACAAAGACCAGCCUAUACAACCUCAAGACAGCGCCCUCUUUUGGAUAGAGUAUGUCAUGCGGCAUAAGGGUGCAGCACAUUUACGCACAGACUCUUAUAAGAUGCCGUGGUACUCAUAUCACUCUUUAGACGUAAUGGCAUUUUUGCUAGCAGUGGUGUUGGCAGUAGGCGGAGCUGUGGUUCUUACAAUACGCUAUUUGUGUUUUAGACUGUGCAGGAGACAGAAAUCAAAACGUGAGUGAUGCAUUGAUGAACACUAAACAAUUUUUGUUAAAACCUUUUUAUGAAGCCUGUAUUUAUAAUGUAUUAUAGAGGUAUUCUUAAGACAAGGCACCCCAGAUGAAUAAGGUAAAAAAUUAACUAAUAGAUAUCUUCAUACCUCCCCAGUUGAUUACUGUUCAUAAGGAAUUACAAGUUUUCUGAAAUUAUGUUUAAAUAUGCAAAGGAGGCAUUAUCUAAUUGAAUAUGCACUAGAUAAAGAUACCUUUCCAGAACAGAAAUCUGAACACGGGAUGAAGCCUUGUGUAUUUUGGAUAUUUUCUACUAGUCUGAAACAAUACUUUAAGAAAAGGGCUCAAAACUGUAAAACUUACCAAUGCAUGAAAAAAAUAAAUGAAAUAAAAAAAUUUAAUGUU
Molecule: messenger RNA, 2150 nt
Organism: Cyprinus carpio (common carp)
Lineage: Eukaryota; Metazoa; Chordata; Actinopteri; Cypriniformes; Cyprinidae
Product: UDP-glucuronosyltransferase 2A2-like
Exons: 2
Coding region: 153-1757 (534 amino acids)
Molecular function (GO): UDP-glycosyltransferase activity
Source: RefSeq, a predicted model, not a curated record